AUGGACGCUACUAAAGAAAAAGAAGUUACUCCUGUAGUAGAAAAGAAAGCCACUGAAAAAAAAUCAGUAGAAAAGAAACCAAAGAAAGUCACUGAAAAGAAAGUAAAAUCACAUGAUGAUGAAGGAAGAAAAAAUACUCUUUCUAAGAAAUCAGGUUUACAAUUCCCAGUUGCUCGUAUUCAUGCUGCUCUUAAAAAAGGAAGAUAUGGAGAACAUAUUAAUAAAAUGGCAUCAGUUUAUUUAACAGCUGUUAUUGAAUAUCUUGUUGCAGAAGUUUUAGAACUUGCAGGUGGACAAGCAAAAGAUUUCCACAAAACAAGAAUUACUCCAAGACAUAUUCAACUUGCAGUUCGAUCAGAUCUUGAAUUAAAUGAU
Molecule: messenger RNA, 375 nt
Organism: Entamoeba dispar SAW760
Lineage: Eukaryota; Evosea; Mastigamoebida; Endamoebidae
Product: histone H2A, putative
Exons: 1
Cellular component (GO): nucleosome
Molecular function (GO): structural constituent of chromatin; protein heterodimerization activity; DNA binding
Source: RefSeq, a predicted model, not a curated record